GGCGUCGGCCUGCAGCCAGCCCGCCGCCAGCCCGCCCUCCCCCGGCCGGCUCCUCGGCGCCGCCUGGGGUCCUUUCCGCCCGGUACCGCCAGCCAGCCCCGUGCCCGUUCGGCCAGGCCUGGAGCCGAGCCCUCCGCCAUCAUGCCGGCCGUAUCCAAGGGCGAUGGCAUGCGCGGGCUUGCCGUGUUCAUCUCCGACAUCCGGAACUGCAAGAGCAAAGAGGCUGAGAUCAAGAGGAUCAACAAGGAACUGGCCAACAUCCGCUCCAAGUUCAAAGGGGACAAGGCCUUGGAUGGCUACAGUAAGAAGAAGUAUGUGUGUAAGCUGCUUUUCAUCUUCCUGCUUGGCCAUGACAUUGACUUUGGACACAUGGAGGCUGUGAACCUUCUGAGCUCCAACAAGUACACAGAGAAGCAGAUAGGGUACCUGUUCAUCUCAGUCCUGGUGAACUCGAACUCAGAGCUGAUCCGGCUCAUCAACAACGCCAUCAAGAAUGACCUGGCCAGCCGCAACCCCACUUUCAUGUGCCUGGCCUUGCACUGUAUCGCCAACGUGGGCAGCCGUGAGAUGGGCGAGGCCUUUGCCGCCGACAUUCCCCGAAUCCUGGUGGCUGGAGACAGCAUGGACAGUGUGAAGCAAAGUGCAGCCCUGUGCCUGCUUCGACUCUACAAGGCUUCACCUGACCUGGUGCCCAUGGGCGAGUGGACGGCACGUGUAGUUCACUUGCUCAAUGACCAACACAUGGGAGUGGUCACAGCGGCUGUCAGCCUUAUCACCUGCCUCUGUAAGAAGAAUCCAGAUGACUUCAAGACCUGUAUCUCACUGGCUGUGUCUCGCCUGAGCCGGAUCGUCUCCUCUGCCUCCACCGACCUCCAGGACUACACCUAUUACUUCGUUCCUGCCCCCUGGCUCUCCGUGAAGCUGCUGCGGCUGCUGCAGAGCUACCCACCACCAGAGGACGCGGCUGUGAGAGGGCGGCUAGUGGAGUGUCUCGAGACCGUGCUCAACAAAGCCCAGGAGCCCCCCAAGUCCAAGAAGGUGCAGCACUCCAACGCCAAGAACGCCAUCCUCUUUGAGACCAUUAGCCUCAUCAUCCACUAUGACAGUGAACCCAACCUCCUGGUCCGCGCUUGUAACCAGCUGGGCCAGUUCCUGCAGCACCGGGAGACGAACCUGCGCUACCUGGCUCUGGAGAGCAUGUGCACGCUGGCCAGCUCCGAGUUCUCCCAUGAGGCUGUCAAGACGCACAUCGAGACCGUCAUCAACGCCCUCAAGACGGAGCGGGAUGUCAGUGUGAGGCAGAGGGCAGCCGACCUCCUGUAUGCCAUGUGUGACCGGAGCAAUGCCAAGCAAAUUGUAUCAGAGAUGCUGCGGUACCUAGAGACUGCAGACUACGCCAUCCGAGAGGAGAUCGUGUUGAAGGUGGCCAUCCUGGCUGAGAAGUAUGCAGUAGACUAUAGCUGGUAUGUGGACACCAUCCUCAACCUCAUCCGCAUCGCAGGCGACUAUGUGAGCGAGGAGGUGUGGUACCGAGUGUUGCAGAUUGUCACCAACCGUGACGAUGUCCAGGGUUAUGCUGCCAAGACAGUGUUUGAGGCCCUCCAGGCCCCAGCCUGUCAUGAGAACAUGGUGAAGGUCGGUGGCUACAUCCUUGGGGAGUUUGGGAACUUGAUUGCUGGGGACCCACGCUCCAGCCCGCCUGUCCAGUUCUCGCUGCUGCACUCCAAGUUCCACCUGUGCAGCGUGGCCACUCGCGCCCUGCUCUUGUCCACCUACAUCAAGUUCAUCAACCUCUUCCCCGAGACCAAGGCCACCAUCCAGGGCGUUCUGCGUGCCGGGUCCCAGCUGCGCAAUGCCGAUGUGGAGCUCCAGCAGCGGGCAGUGGAGUACCUCACCCUCAGCUCUGUAGCCAGCACUGAUGUUCUGGCCACCGUGCUAGAAGAAAUGCCUCCAUUUCCCGAGCGCGAGUCAUCUAUCCUGGCCAAGCUGAAGCGCAAGAAGGGCCCUGGGGCAGCCAGUGCCCUGGAUGACAGCCGUAGGGAUACCAGCAACAAUGACAUCAAUGGGGGUGUGGAGCCCACCCCCAGCACCGUGUCGACGCCCUCCCCCUCCGCGGACCUCCUGGGGCUGCGGGCAGCCCCUCCCCCUGCCGCACCUCCAGUUCCUGUCGGCGGCGGGAACCUCCUGGUGGAUGUCUUCUCUGACGGCCCCAAUGCACAGCCCAGCCUGGGGCCCACCCCUGAGGAGGCCUUCCUCAGCGAGCUGGAGCCCCCUGCCCCUGAGAGCCCCAUGGCUUUGUUGGCUGACCCAGCUCCAGCUGCUGACCCAGGCCCCGAGGACAUAGGCCCUCCCAUCCCAGAAGCAGAUGAACUGCUGAAUAAGUUCGUGUGUAAGAACAGUGGGGUCUUGUUUGAGAACCAGCUGCUGCAGAUUGGAGUCAAGUCCGAGUUCCGGCAGAACCUGGGCCGAAUGUAUCUCUUCUAUGGCAACAAGACUUCGGUGCAGUUCCAGAGCUUCUCGCCCACCGUGGUCCACCCUGGAGACCUCCAGACUCAGCUGGCCGUGCAGACGAAGCGUGUAGCUGCACAGGUGGACGGUGGUGCGCAGGUGCAGCAGGUGCUCAACAUCGAGUGUCUGCGAGACUUCCUGACACCACCGCUGCUGUCCGUGCGCUUCCGGUACGGUGGCACCGCCCAGUCCCUCACCCUGAAGCUCCCGGUGACCAUCAACAAGUUCUUCCAGCCCACAGAGAUGGCCGCCCAGGACUUUUUCCAGCGCUGGAAGCAGCUGAGCCUCCCCCUGCAGGAGGCACAGAAAAUCUUCAAAGCCAACCACCCCAUGGAUGCUGAAGUUACUAAGGCCAAGCUUCUGGGGUUUGGCUCUGCUCUUCUGGACAACGUGGACCCCAACCCUGAGAACUUUGUGGGUGCUGGAAUCAUCCAGACGAAAGCCCUGCAGGUGGGGUGUCUGCUUCGGCUGGAGCCCAAUGCCCAGGCCCAGAUGUACCGCCUGACCCUGCGCACCAGCAAAGAGCCUGUCUCUCGCCACCUGUGUGAGCUGCUGGCCCAGCAGUUCUGAGCCCCGGACUUGCCCUGGGACGUGGCCGGUGCCAGGCAGCCCUGGGAUGGAGGCAGCUGUGGAGGAGGGGGCAGCGAGGAGACCCUCCGUGGUGACAGCAAAGACCCAGGGUGGGGGCAUGCCUGGGAGCUUCCUCUGGCCUUUUGUACUUUUAUUUUUGUUCAUCUGCUGCUGUUUACAUUCUGGGGGGGUCAAGGGAAGCACCCUCCCUCCCUUGUCCCCCAGAGCACAGAGGGAGAGGGGCUGGAGAAGUUGGUACCUCCUCCCCUCCCCUCCCCCAUUGUCACCCUCCCUCCCUCUCCCCAUCCGGUCCGUGUAUUAUUGUGAGCGAAUAAACAGAGAAACGCUAAUA
Molecule: messenger RNA, 3430 nt
Organism: Peromyscus leucopus (white-footed mouse)
Lineage: Eukaryota; Metazoa; Chordata; Mammalia; Rodentia; Cricetidae
Gene: Ap2a1
Product: adaptor related protein complex 2 subunit alpha 1
Exons: 24
Coding region: 142-3078 (978 amino acids)
Biological process (GO): intracellular protein transport; clathrin-dependent endocytosis
Cellular component (GO): AP-2 adaptor complex; membrane coat
Molecular function (GO): clathrin-cargo adaptor activity
Source: RefSeq, a predicted model, not a curated record